Aplysia californica (California sea hare) is the source of this 5680-nucleotide messenger RNA. RefSeq names its product WD repeat-containing protein on Y chromosome. Gene Ontology annotation, molecular function: protein binding; calcium ion binding. The record is from RefSeq and is a predicted model, not a curated record. NCBI's taxonomy places the organism in Eukaryota, Metazoa, Mollusca, Gastropoda, Aplysiida, Aplysiidae.
GGUAGACAUCAGGACUUUCCAAAGUGCUCUGCCAAGGUUCCUCUGGGUAUCAGAUCCUAUCAAAACACGAAACCUUAAGACAACUGAGGUGCUGUAAGAUUUUUUUCGGCACGAGAAAUAAACCAAAGCAUAACCAUGGGGGAUCUCCUACAAGCUCUUAGGACCUUCGCCUUCAUCCGACAGUCGGACACAGUCAUUGAGGAGGGCCAGAAACGAGAGUUCCUGAGGGGAACCUUCAGCAUUAUGGAGUUUGAUGAGCAUUCCAAGGAUCAGCUGGAUCAGCUCAAAGAGCACAGCAAGAGGUUGAUGAUGAAAGAGACGAUGGACGAAAUGCCCUUCGGUGCCGACCUCCACAAGAUUAAACACCAACACCGGGAUCCCAUCAUGAGGAUCACCUUCAUGCCCACAGUUGAUCCUAACUCCAAGUUCAUUGACUGGGGCUUUGGGAAGUACAUGAUCUUGAGUCGAGAGGGGACGUUCUCCGUGUGGACGACCACCAUGAAAAACAUCAGCUACAACAACUUGGUGGUCGGGGAUCACCAGAACCCGUCCUGGUUCCUCGACCUGGUCGCCCUCUACCACAACGGCUCCAUUGCUGUGGCCACCACGGGUCGAGAUAUCGGCUUCUACGACUACACCAGGAGAGGAUGGAGCAGAAAGUUGCACUACCAUCCCUUUCGCGGACGCUGCCCGAGGCCAGUACGAGGGUACUACAGUUCGAGUAUUUCCAAAUGUUCAUACUAACUGGGUGAAACAGAUUCAGUACGUGCCACAAGCCUCCUCCUUCGUGUCUUGCUGCACGGACAGUGCAACCGCCUUGUACAUGUCUCACGUCAACCCGAGAAAACAGACGCCGUGCUACUUCAACACGCCCAAGGGGAUGAUGUGCUUCGACUUCAGUUACGAUCUGCACAUCUUGGCCUGUGCUGGUGUGGACUGCAACAUUUGGCUGUACAAUCCGUACAUUCCAAGCAAAGCUAUAGCCAUGAUGGAAGGUCAUAUUCGGCCAGUUGUCCACCUUAAAAUCAACGAACAAGAAAACUACGUCAUCAGCUUGGAUCUCUCCAAAACAAUCUUCAUGUUCAAUUUGGCCUCACAACACGUCAUUCAGCGUAUCCCUGGUCAGUCUGUACGAAUGGGCAUGUUCCCGAUCAAUUCAAUCUACCUAAAUGCCAACAGAAGAAUGUGCCUCUUGGGGUCUUAUUGUCUGGCCAUGCUGAAGCGUCAUCGCCUGGAGGGUUUGCACGUUGACGUGAGAUCACAUGACUACAAGCUGGUCCGAGCAAUGUACAGCCCCGAAUUUGAACAAGUGGUGAGCGUGUGCACAGGGUCCAUGGUGCGUGUGUGGGACAUCACCACAGGCACUCGAGUCAUGCAGUUCGGCAUGGCACAUUCCAAGAAGGCGCAGGGUCGCUGGGUCCCAGUGGAGAUUGAGUGUGUUGCUCUCACAGAAAAUCGCAGGCGACUGCUCACAGCAGCAGAAGGCGUCGUCAAGAUCUGGAACUUCAAUGUGGGCUCUGUGCUCAGGAUCCUAGACAUGAGCAACUGUCCAAAGAUCACUAGUAUCGUGAUGGCCAAGAAACAAUUCUACAUCACGGGCUGGAGCAAGAUCAUCAAUGUCUUCAGCGACUUCAAAGGCGAGGAAGCUAUCAAGAAGACCUGGCAAGCCAAGCACAACGAGGACGUGCUACAGCUGUGCGUAAUGGAACCCAAUCUCAUCGCAUCCUGUUCCUACGAUGGGACAAUCGUCGUGUGGUCCAGAGAGACGACAGAGGCCUACUGCAAGUUCAGUGCUUCCUUCAGCAAUAAACCAGAGCUGGACACAUCGGUGAGGUCCGGAGGACCCAAAGGAAAUAUAAUGACGGUGGCAGCUGAUAUGGAAGCGGAGAGUGACGAAGAAGAAGAAGGAGAGGAUAGCUUUAUGACCAUCGGCAAACACUUGAGGAAAGAGGGAGGCUGGUACAGGCUGCUCAGGGCGCUCAAAAAAAGACAGAUUGAGAGAGAAAAGAGACGAGCCGCGGCCGAGCGAAAAGACUUCAGCGCCAAGUACAAGAAAAAGAAGAGGCGGAUGAACCUGCAGGGGUUGAGUCUGGUCUACGAGUCAGCCGUGGAGUGCAUGGUCUUCCUCGGGAGCCGGCGCCUCAUUGACCCUCAGACGGCGACACUCGUCACUGCAGGCGCUGAGUGCUGGAUUCGGUUCUGGUCUCUUCACCCCAAGGGUGGUCUCCUGGCACAGUUCACUAACACUAGGAGGAAGCUGGAGAGCAUUCGUUGUAUCGCCACGGACAGUAACAACGAGAUCCUCUUGACUGGGGACACCAUGGGGUUGCUUAGAAUCUACGACAUCAAAGAGUUUUGUAACGCAGACAAGUUGACAGAGGACGAAAAAGUGGAGAGAAACAAGCAUCUGAAAAAGGAAUUCGUCUACAGUCGACUUCCGUUCCCAGCAGAGGAGGCCCUGGACACCAUGGAAAAACUGAGAGAAAUCCGAAUCUCUGUUCCAGAUGCCAGCAAACCCAGGAAAAAUUUGCAUUCACCCAGGCUGUUGAGCAGCAUCCGAUGCCACACCCAAGCUAUCGUGUCGAUGGAGUUUAUCGAAGCCCGGAACCUGAUCUUGACCUCUAGCCAGGACCUGACGGUCCGACUGUGGACCAAGAACUGUACCUACAUCGGCACGUUCGGCGAGACAUGGCGGCCUAUCCCUCAGUGUGUGGGACCCGUGGUAGAGAGGAAGCCUCGUAUUCCCCGAGACAUCCUGCGUGUUGCCUCGGCUCACUCCCUGGGUACUCUACACAACGGCCACAUGCCCCACUGGAAGACUGCCUGCUACGUGGUGCGGCGCCAUAUCUUCGAACAAAAGAAGGAGAAGCAGAUCGAGGAGGCUCGACAGAAGAUGAAGGAGGAGAGACGUCUGAGAGGGGAACCGGACUCUGAUGACGAGGCUGGCCCGGGCGAGGAGAAGCCAGUCAGCAAAAUUCUCGGCAAAUACUAUCACCCGCGCAAGAGAUAUCAUGGUCCCAUGACAACGGAAGAUCAAGGUUACCCUGCUUUGAGGAUUUUCAGGGGAAAGUGCUGCCCGUACAACACUGCAAUGCCUCAAGACUUGUACUACAUGGAUCCCUUAUACACCCCUGUGACCUUCUUUGACAUCGACAGCCGUCGCCCUGGGAGGAGGAGCAAACGUGCCACCAAACACAUGAUGAACCAGUUCAACGUGGUAUGCGGCAACUCGACACGCUACAGCAAACCUCACGGCACGUCCGGAGCCCCCAGCUUCACCUCCACCAACUCCACGGUGGCCGAUAAAUCCAGCACCUCCGUCACCGGCGGAAAAUCCUCACCUGACAUCAACGCCAACUGGAGCCUCUCCUACCACGGAGACCUGGCGCCUGGUGAUAGAGACCCAGGUGGCUCAGGGCGGAAAUCGGAGAACUCCGAGUUGGACCGAAGUUCCAACAGAUCCGCUUCCGGCUUGGAUUUGUUGACAUCCCCUUUCCCUGCAGACGCCCAUACUCAUCACGACUCCAUCUGCUGUCCGUGUCGACUCCGAACAACGAGUCUGGGACAUUAUGAUGCGUCGAGUGAGAGGGGAGACUUCAGAUCGACAUGGAGGAGCCGAUCUGUGUCUCCGUCAUCCAGGACAAGCACCGAGGAUCUGCCCGGAGCUUGGAAAACGUCCGAUAAACAUGUGUACGGUCUGGAGGACUUGCUUCAUCGGUUACGUCGCGUCACUUCAAGUUGUUCUUCACUUGAACACGAGUCUGGGAGGAUCCAGGAAUCCCCCACCUCAUUGCAAUCAGCAGGCCACAGUUGCCGUGCGGUUCCUGCUGUAACAAAAAGGCACCGAGGACGUGGCGCGGAAAGCGUGUCUUCGACAAGCUCAGAGGAAAUCUUCCCGAGCCAUCGAGGGAUUCAACAGUGUCGUACAAAGUUUGGUGUUCGCUUCAGCGACAGUGUCAAAUUCAACUCCGAGACUCAAACAACACCACCUCCGUUUUUGCCUCGCUCGCAUGAGAUGAGCAAACAUACUCGGGGAGGUCACGAGCCAGACUGUUCUCGCGAGAGCGGCUGGGAAGAUGAUCUUACCGAUGACAAUGAGGAUGACGACGAAGAAGAGAAUCUAACUCUGCCAGAGAUCCAGAUCGAUAAGAGAAUAGAUUUGUACAGGAGAGCAGGAAUUAGAUUUUCCCACCUGCUUUAAUACACUUUACUGCGUACGGGAGGAAAAGAAAGACCAAAGCCAGAGGCUGUUGUUAUAACCCUUAUCUGAAACAAAAAGGUCUGAUUUUGUAAGCAAUACAAAAGACUAGGAUUCUGAAACCGAGUUUUUCGGCUUUGUUGUAUGGUCACUAAAUUGUUAAUAAUAGGGGUGGAAUCAGAUUACUAUAGGGGUUUUUUUUAGCUUAAGUCCAGCCGUGUCGUCUUACAAAGCAAAGACAUCUUUACCAGUAUUUGAAGUCUUCGUUUUUUUGUGCAGAUGCCAUGCAUUCAGCAUGGGAGUACUACCUCAGGGUAAAACAGGCACUACCUGAUGGUUUCAUGGAAUAAACUAUUUAGCAAUGUGAUUAAUAUAUAGAUACAUUUAUCUGUGGCUAUACGGUGUGUAAUCCUAUCUUAGCAAAAACACAUAAUAUAGUGCUUAAAGUAAAGUGUAAAUACUGUUCGGUUUCUGCAUCAUUCGAUUAUUUAAUAUAGAUGACUGGUAUUAAAUUUUAAUUUUGGAAGAUUCACAAAAAUCCUAUUGUUUUAAAUGAGCUGUGCUAGGAUCCCUAAAAAUGUUAAGUUCACUAGAAACGGGGAGGGGGGAGAUUGAACGAUAACAAAUGACUUGGUAAUGUAUACGAGGUGGGGAGUGGUAGGUAGGAGCGAGCGCGAGAAAUUUAACAAAGAACCUGACUAGUAUGUUCGAGCUAUCUGACGUCCCUCUGUGUUGGCUUUCGUCUGAUCUGAAAUCUUAAGGAAAAAGAUAUAUUUGUUUUAUUGGGUUUUUUAAACAACAUUUUUGAUCUCGAACUGUAUUCAGAGUAGAAAGUAUUGAAUUCGUAUUGGAAAUGGCUUCUUAAAAACGUUUUUGUACAAAGACAAUAGCAGUGCCGUUGAACAGCCUUAAAGAAAUCAACUUGAAUAGCAUAUUAUUCUACUCCAAACUUUUUGGGAUCAAAAAAAGGAAAAUAUUUUUCAUCGGGAUGUGGUGGGAGGGAGCAAUCAGCUGUGCACUUAUUAUAUAGAAACUUUGAAGUUAUCUUACUCCCAGGCAACAUUUUGGUGAGAAGUUAAAGGUGGAGUUUAUUUGGGUGAGUUUUAUUCCUUAAUUUUUUCUACUUUUGAGACGUCGUGUUGUCUUGAGGAAUUUUAUCAAGUGUAGUUACAGCUUAUGCCCCUAAUGUCUUUUAGUGUGACACUCUGAUGAUUUUGUUUCAAGCAACAAACAAUAAUAUCACUCGAAACUCGUGCAUAUUUUUUUUUUGGGGGGGGGUGUUCAAAUGUCGAACAUAAUUGUAUUCUUCUUGAAAUGACUAGGCCAAGCAGUGUCGUACAUCUGAACCAUUAAUCGAUGGAUUAGAAUAAUGAAAGGGAAUCUAGAAUCUAUUUACUUCAAACAUAAUCUUCAAAAGACGAUUUCUUGAAAUUGUACUUGAGAUUGAAUAUUGUGCUCCUGUGAAAUAAAAGUUUCUAAUGU